Trametes versicolor FP-101664 SS1 is the source of this 4898-nucleotide messenger RNA. Its product is annotated as RNB-domain-containing protein. Bases 748 to 4524 code for a protein of 1258 amino acids. Lineage: Eukaryota; Fungi; Basidiomycota; Agaricomycetes; Polyporales; Polyporaceae. The transcript is spliced from 15 exons. Gene Ontology annotation, molecular function: 3'-5'-RNA exonuclease activity; RNA binding. The record is from RefSeq and is a predicted model, not a curated record. Gene Ontology annotation, cellular component: exosome (RNase complex); P-body.
UCGCCCUACAGGGCAAAGCCGACUACGUCUUCAAACUUCCACCCAACUUUGUUCUUCGUCACUCCUGCUCUACUUCACGAAACAUCCCAAACCCCCAAAAACAUUGCAUAACGCCAAAAUACGUCCCCUAACGCAUACAGACACAUCACGAACGAUAUGAUGGACGAAAUCACGCCUCAGGCGCAGCAGAACGCGCCCAAGAAAGACGACAAGCGGCAGCAGCAGGCCGCGCAGGGGAACGGCGCCGCGCAACAGGGCGGCGGCAACAGGCAAGCCCCCAAGAAGAACGGUCCUGGCGGCCGCACCGCGUCCAUCAGCACUGGCGCAGGCAACCCGCGACCGUCGUCGAGGACGAGCAACCGCUCGACCAGCAAGAAGGGCCCGGGCAACGGUCCCCAAGCUGCGGAUUCCGGUUCAGAGUCGGCGAACACGCGCAAGGGCAACGACGGCGGCAGGCAGCGCGGCAAGUCGCAGAGCGGCGGCCCCGGCGGCAACAACGGCCAGCGGGGCGGUAACACCCACCGCAAGUCGUCGCAAUCUACCUCGCAGGGUAACCGCCAGGGCGGAAACGGCCAGAGCAACAGCGACGCCUUGUCCUCGCUCCAGCGCGUCAUCGCCGACCUCAAGACCACUUCACCCCCCACCAACCCCAGUCCCAACACUAAUCCCUCCAUCUCUGCGGCUGUGGGCUCAACUCUCCCGGCCAAUGCACCAGUCUUCCAACCCGGCGCGCUGUCAUUCCCCGGCAUGAACCCUCCCGAGCAGCCGCCCCGGCACCGCAAGGCAGCUUCGCUUGGUGCGUCCUCGCUCGGGUCUUCCAAUGCGUACUCCCCGAAUCUCGGCUCCAUGAUGGAGGAUGCGGAAGACGGGCACGGUAACGCCCUCGUCGAAGAGGGCGAAAUCCCCGAGAAUCCCUACCAGACCGGACAUCCGCGUCGCUCCCUCUCUCAGAACUUCACGCCGCCCCGCUUUGCCGCCCUUGCUGCCCAGCAGCAGGAGCAGAACGACCUCGGCCCUUCCGGUCGUCCCCAGCUUGCUCCCAACUUCAUGUUCGGUGCACGCCGCCGUCCGAGCUCGAACCUUUCCAUGGGUCCUCCGAUCAACGAGGAGGACCUUGGCUUCCAGUUCCCUCAGCAGCAGAACAACUUCGAUAAUGGAGAGCCUGGCCACAAGGACAUGCUGGCUGAGCAGAUUGCAAUCCAAAAUCAGAUCGAGGCGUUGCAGCAACAGCAGCAGGCUCUUUACCACCAUCAGCUGGCAUCCAAUCAAGUCCUCUCCUCUUUCCAGUCCCCCGGAAUGGCCGCAGGACGAGGUGCUCACCGUCGCGUCCACAGCACUGUGCCGAUGAGCAUGGGUAUGGGCUCGUUUGGUGGGCAUCAGACCGCCAUGGGUCAGUUCGGUAGCCUCGGCGGCCUUGGGAUGGGUCUGGACGGACAGCCGUCCAAUGUCCCCCGUGGGCAUGGCAGGCGUCACAGCGUCAACGUCUUAAACAAGACUGGCGGCCCCAGUCUUGCUUCCCUUGGCUUCUCUGCCAGUGCGGACGGGUUCGACGACGGCUUUGCUCCCCCGAGUGCUCUGGGUGGGAACGGCCACUCUCGUUCCGACUCUAGCUGGCGUAUGGGCGGAGUGGGCAACCUCCAAGCCAACAACUUCGCGUCCGAUCUUGCACAGGCGCAGGCGCAGCUGCAGAGUCUGCAGCAGUUCCGUGCCGCUGCCGGUGGACACCACCAGAAGAUGGCGUCCUUCAGCUUCCCGAACAUGCUGCCGAACAUGAUGGCCGCGAACAUGAUGGGCCUUGGCUUGGGUGGGAUGAACCUACUCCAACAGCAGCAGCAGCAGUUCCAGUCGCAGCUUCAGCAGCAGUCUAGCCAGCCUCAGCGAAAGUCCCUCUUCGCGCCUUAUCUCCCUCAGGCCUCCCUCCCCCCGCUUCUGGCAGCCGGAAAGCUUGUCGUGGGUAUCCUCCGUGUCAACAAGCGUAACCGGUCCGAUGCAUACGUCGCAACGGAGGUCCUGGAUGCCGAUAUCUACAUUUGUGGCUCCAAGGACCGUAACCGUGCGCUGGAAGGUGACAUCGUCGCAGUCGAGCUCCUCGACGUCGACGAGGUUUGGGGUACUAAGAAGGAGAAGGAGGAGAAGAAGCGCAAAAAAGAGGAGAACUCUGCGUACGACCUUAAGGGCGCUGCUGGUCGCAAGAACGACAAGAAGAAGGACGACGUGGAGGUCGAAGGACAGGGCUUGAUGCUCUUCGAGGAUGAGGAAGUGACCGAUGAUGUGAAGCCUCAGUACGCCGGACAUGUCGUCGCCGUUGUGGAGCGCAUGCCUGGACAGCUGUUCUCUGGCACCUUGGGUCUUCUUCGCCCGUCGUCCGCGGCGACUAAGGAGAAGCAGGAGGCGGAGCGUCGCGAGAGGGAGGGAGACAAGGGCGAUGAGCCCCGUCGCCCCAUCGAGCGUCCCAAGAUCGUCUGGUUCAAGCCCACUGACAAGCGUGUUCCCCUCAUUGCUAUUCCUACCGAGCAGGCCCCGCCUGACUUUGUGCAGAACUCGGAGACAUACGCGAACAAGCUAUUCGUCGCCUGCAUCAAGCGUCAUCCUAUCAGCUCCCUCCAUCCGUUCGGUACCCUGGUCGAGGAACUCGGGCCGAUCGGCGACAUCGAGGUUGAGACUAGCGCGCUUCUCAAGGACUGCAACUUCCCCACGGAGGACUUCAGCGACAAUGUGCUUAAGUGCCUUCCCCCCACGCCCUGGACUAUUCCCGAGCGUGAGUUCGACGUGCGCAAGGACCUGCGUAGUGAGCGUGUCUUCACGAUCGAUCCCGAGGAUGCGAAGGACCUCGACGACGCCGUGUCCGUCAAGGUCAACGAGGACGGCACGUACGAUAUCGGCGUGCACAUUGCCGAUGUGUCCUACUUCGUGAAGCCCAACACUGCGUUGGACCGCGAUGCCAGGAAGCGGGCGACUAGCGUGUACCUUGUGCAGCGUGCCGUGCCGAUGCUGCCUCCUACCCUCAGCGAGCAGGUCUGCAGUCUCCUGCCCGGUCAGGAGCGCCUGGCGUUCUCGGUCAUCUUCACGGUGUCCAAGGACGCGAAGGUUGUCAAGAAGUGGUUCGGCAAGACUAUUAUCAAGUCCGCUGCCAAGUUGUCGUACAAUGAUGCCCACGGUGUCAUCGACGGUAAAUCGUUGGGUGACGUCCCCAUCAUCCCCGAGCACGAUGCUGCUGGCAUCUCCCACGACAUCAAGGUCUUGGAUGACAUUGCCAAGCAGCUCCGUGCGCGUCGGUUCCAGAACGGUUGCGUCAAGUCGAACUCCCUUCGACUGAAGUUCAAGCUUGAUGAGAGCGGAUUGCCUGUUGACUGCGGCUCGUACGAGCGGACUGAGGCCCACAACCUCAUCGAGGAGUUUAUGCUCCUCACAAACAUGGCUGUCGCGCAGCAAAUCGCUGUUCAUUUCUCUGAACAGGCUAUGCUCCGGCGCCACGACACGCCGAGCGAGCGUCGCUUGGGUGCCUUCGCUGAGCGUGCUCAGCGCCUUGGAUACACGAUCGAUAGCUCAUCGGUCGGGACACUCAUGCGUUCAAUCGAAGCCGUGCAGGAUCCCACUGCCCGGAACGUGCUGGAGCUUUUCCUUCAGAAGGCUUCGCCCCGCGCGAAGUACUUCUGCGCCGGCAUGCUGGACAUCGCGAAGUACGGCCACUACGCCCUCAACAUCCCCCUCUACUCCCACUUCACCUCCCCCAUUCGUCGCUAUGCGGACAUCAUCGUGCAUCGCCAGCUGGACGCCAUUCUCCAGGGCGGACCGGAGCCCAAGUUCAACAUGGACCGCGAUGCCGUUGCGAAGGUUGCGCAGCAGUGCAACAUCAAGCGUGACUCGGCUAAGCUGGCGCAGGAGCAGUCCGCGCACCUGUACCUCUGUGUCCUUAUCUCCGACCUGACCCAGCGCUACGGGCCCGUCAUCCGCCAGGCCAAGGUCAUUGGUGUCCUCGAUGCCGCCUUCGACGUCUUGAUCCCUGAGUUCGGUAUCGAGAAGCGCGUCCAUGUCGACCAAAUGCCUAUCGACAACCAUGUAUAUGACGAGCACACGCACACGCUCCAGAUUUACUGGUCGACGCGCGACGUCAUUACGUGGCUCGCGGAGAACAGCGACGACGAGCACCUGAAGAAGGUUAAGCAGAACGCAGAGCAGCACGCGUUGAAGAUGGAGGUCGCGUCGCGCUCCGUGCACGACGAGAAGGCCCUCUUCGACGAGGACGAGGACGACUCUGAGGACGAAAUUGUUCUGGGCCGUGCCAGCGAGAAGGCGCCGGAGGAGGUCGAGAUCGCCUCCAAGCAGCGCACCCUGUCGAGGCAGAAGGUGCCGCCGCAGUUCGAGGGCUUGAGGACCCUGCCGUCGGGCCAUAAGAUCCAGGAGAUCCGCGAGCUCAUGACUGUUCCGGUCAUCGUCACUGCUGACCUGACCAAGAGCCCUCCUGUGAUCAAGGUCUACAGCGUCAACCCUUACGCCCAGGAGGAGAAACGCUUCUCCGCCUGAAUGUGGCUGCCCUGCCUUGCCCAACGACAACAACGCCAAUGCGCCCGCCUUUCGGAUGGUCCCAGGAUGAUUCUGUGUACGAUAGUGGUCGGAGUUCCCCUUCUCCUCGUUCUCUUCGCGUGUUUCCUCUGUACGAUCGCCUAUGCCCCCCCUCCCCGCUUCCCCCUGCUCCCGCAACCGCUUGUGCUGUAGCGCAUCUCGCGGGUCGCCUGUACUCCGCGUGCGCGACUGUUCGUGUCGCGUCGUCGCCACCUCACCUCACUUCGCUUUCCCCCCUUCUGUGUCUUCUGUAUCAUGGCCGCGCUAUCGGUCACAGCUGUAGUACGGAGGAUGUUUUGCUUCCGGAUCGUCACAAUGUGUAUGUGUUCUUCAUC